AUGAAGGCGCAGCAGAAGUCUGUUCAUUUUGUUGACGAAAAUGAUGAUACACCUAUCUCUCAAGAGUUUGGAGGAGAAGAGGAUGAAGAUGAUCAGAUGGAGGUUAACUAUGUGAAUGGGCAAGCUUUUGUGCAGAACCGUGGUUUCAACUCGAACUACAGAACCAUCCGAACAUGUCCUACAGGAGCACCAACGUCGAGAACCCUCAGGAUCAGGUCUAUCCGCCUCGAUCGAACCAGAACCAGCAGAGUUAUCAGAAGAGCUACCCCAACAGCUUCCAGGAGAAGACUUUGCCCCAAACCAGAACCGUUCUCAAGGUGGUAA
Microthlaspi erraticum is the source of this 324-nucleotide messenger RNA. NCBI's taxonomy places the organism in Eukaryota, Viridiplantae, Streptophyta, Magnoliopsida, Brassicales, Brassicaceae. The record is from the annotation of a GenBank genome assembly.